Theobroma umbraticum is the source of this 354-nucleotide messenger RNA. NCBI's taxonomy places the organism in Eukaryota, Viridiplantae, Streptophyta, Magnoliopsida, Malvales, Malvaceae. The record is from RefSeq and is a predicted model, not a curated record.
AUGGGUAGAGGUGGCGGGCUAAAUUUUUGUGCUGUCUCGAUAGGAGGUGGUGCUGGAUCUGGAGGAGAAAAUAAUGAUUAUCAAUGCGAACGAAGUGAUGGAGGUAAUGACAAUUGUGAUGAUGGUGGGGAUAGUUUAGCAAGGAAUGGUUUUAGGCGUGGCUCAAAAGGGGUGGAAAGCAGAGGUAGAGGAGGAGGAGGUGGCGGCAGCAGAGGUGGAUAUGGUGGAGGUUUUGGCUACGAAGGUGGGAGGGACAAUGGAGGAAAAGGUGGCGGCGGCGGAAGUGGUGGAGGGGGCUUUGGUUGGGAGGUGAUCAUGGGCGUCAAUAGAACAAGUUUCUGCUGGGGAGUAUAA